AUGCAGCAGGGCAAAAACAAAAAGGAAAAACAAGGUGCAAUCCCAGCAGGCAUCGAUGUCAGGCCAGGUCAGGUCAAACUUCACGCAGAAAGGGAACCAAACGCAGUUAGUAGAAAUGAAUCGCUGGGUCCCGUCGGUCUCGCCGCCUCGCUAGUCCACGAGUCAAAGCCGUCAGCCAUCACGAAGAUGAAGCGAAAAGAGGAGCAAAGAGAGAGCAAGAGAAGAGAGAAGAGGGAAAAAAGCGAGAUCCUUCUCCGGUCGUCGAAGAUACCUGGCUGGCUGGCGUCUUUGCUGUCUGCAGGGAAGUACCUGGUACCUGCAUGCAUUAGCUAUGGGGCCUCGUCUUUCUCGCUUAGCCACAGGAAGCCAGAGGAAGAGGAAGGGCUAGAGGAACAAGAGGAACCAAGAGGAGCCCAGAGGAACCGUGAUGGCGGACGGCGGGCGGCGGAAAAGGUCCUUGCUCUUUUAUUAUUAUAUCUUUGA
Nannizzia gypsea CBS 118893 is the source of this 483-nucleotide messenger RNA. RefSeq lists its product as hypothetical. Bases 1 to 483 code for a protein of 160 amino acids. Lineage: Eukaryota; Fungi; Ascomycota; Eurotiomycetes; Onygenales; Arthrodermataceae. The transcript is spliced from 3 exons. The record is from RefSeq and is a predicted model, not a curated record.